CGGUCGCGCUGAGUCCGGCAUCGGAAGUGCAGCGGGGCAGAGCGGCGUCAAGGGGAACCUCCUGUAGCUGCCUGCGCCCUGAUGAUACCGCCUUACUGAAAUGCUGGUAUUGUUUCCACAGAGCUGUCUGGCCUUUAGCCCUUCAUCCUUCGUUGAAGGAAAUGACCAAUCAGUACAGUAUUCUCUUCAAACAAGAGCAAGCCCAUGAUGAUGCCAUUUGGUCAGUUGCCUGGGGGACGAACAAGAAGGAAAAUUCUGAGACUGUGGUCACAGGCUCCCUGGAUGAUCUGGUGAAAGUCUGGAAAUGGCGUGAUGAGAGGCUGGACCUGCAGUGGAGUCUGGAGGGACAUCAGCUGGGGGUAGUGUCUGUGGACAUCAGCCAUACCCUGCCCAUUGCUGCAUCCAGUUCUCUUGAUGCUCAUAUUCGUCUCUGGGACUUGGAAAACGGCAAACAGAUCAAGUCUAUAGAUGCAGGACCUGUGGAUGCCUGGACUUUGGCCUUUUCUCCUGAUUCCCAAUAUCUGGCCACAGGAACUCAUGUCGGGAAAGUGAACAUUUUUGGUGUGGAAAGCGGGAAAAAGGAAUAUUCUUUGGACACGAGAGGAAAAUUCAUUCUUAGUAUUGCAUAUAGUCCUGAUGGGAAAUAUUUGGCCAGUGGAGCCAUUGAUGGAAUCAUCAAUAUUUUUGAUAUUGCAACGGGAAAACUUCUACACACGCUGGAAGGCCAUGCUAUGCCCAUUCGUUCCUUGACCUUUUCCCCGGAUUCUCAGCUCCUCGUCACUGCUUCAGAUGAUGGCUACAUCAAGAUCUAUGAUGUACAACAUGCCAACUUGGCUGGCACGCUGAGUGGCCACGCCUCCUGGGUGCUGAAUGUUGCGUUUUGUCCUGAUGACACUCACUUUGUUUCCAGUUCAUCUGACAAAAGUGUAAAAGUUUGGGAUGUUGGAACGAGGACUUGUGUUCACACCUUCUUUGAUCACCAGGAUCAGGUCUGGGGAGUAAAAUACAAUGGAAAUGGUUCAAAAAUUGUGUCUGUUGGAGAUGACCAGGAAAUUCACAUCUAUGACUGUCCCAUUUAAACGUCCAAGUCUUCCAGGCUAACGCUGCAGUGAGAAUGUACAGAUUGAUCAUGACAUUCCUUUCCUUUUCAGGUUUGUUUAAGAGGAAGAGCAUUUAUUGUAGCAAAGGCUUAAAUUUUGUAGAUAUAAUAUAAAUCUUUUCAUGUUUAUUGGAACUGCUGUUCAUACCUCAGCAUAAAGUGUUCUUAAUGUAAAUACCUGUGCUCUUGAACAUGCUUCUUUUUCCAUUUACCCUGUCACAAGUAAACAGUAAUCAGCAUCGUUAAGUCAAAGUGACUAUCUGCCUUAGAGACGCAGAGACCCAGGCACUUGAACUUUCUAGCUAAAAAUACGGGCUGACUUCCCAGAGGGUUGACUCACACAGUGGGAUACGGCAGCCAGCUCCCAGAAGCUGAGAUAAGGGAGCGGAUCUAUUUCAGAAUGGGUUCCUGAGUAUUUGGGAGGGAAUGUUCUAUAGUUCUACCUUUCUGUUGUUCCCUUCUGUUUAUUAAACAUGUUCCCCGCCACACUUUUUACCCCGUUAGUUUCAGAGAUGUCUGUAGCUCACUGGGUGGAUGCUGGAGGGCCGGCUGCUGGUCUUGCUGCCUUCACAGUGCCUAGGCUUAAGCCUGUGCCCGAUAAUAACUGAACUCUAGCCCUGCCUCACUUGUCCCAGAGUACCUGUAUCCCAGAGUUCUCUUCAGCAACCCCCUUGGGACUUGUCUUGAUGUUAAUUUGAAGAAUUCAAAUAGCUAACAUUCUGAAGCUGGUUGCUCUUUAUUGAUCGUAACUGUGUGUCUUAGAUCAUGUUGUGGUUUUCCUCCAAACCCCUAUUACCCUCAGAAAACCCACACUCUUUACCAUAAUCCACUGCUUCUCUCUCCUGCCUCUGCUUGCUUACCCUGCUCUAACGGCAUUGUCCUUGCCGUCUCCUCCCUCCGACUUCCAUAGGUCUACUCCCUGACUGCGUUCAGGUAGCUGCUCAGGUGUCACCUCUUCACAGAGGCCUUCCCCAUUGCCUGCUACCCCUUGCCUUCCUCUUCAUUUUUGUCAUGGCAGUUACCACUCCCUGACACUUGCACUUACUCCCACCCUCAAAAUAUGAACUCCAUGAAGGUGGAAACUGUUCCAUCAUAUCAACUGUCUUAGUCAUCUAGUGCUGCUGUAACAGAAAUACAAGUGGAUGGCUUUAACAAAGAGAAGUUUAGUCUCCCACAGUCCAGUAAGCUAGAAGUCCAAAUUCAGGGCACCAGCUCCAGGGGAAGGCUUUAUCUCUCUGUUGGCUCUGGAGGAAGGUCCUCGUCAUCAGUCAGGAUUGGUCUGGGAGCAUCUCAGCACAGGAGCCUCAGGUCCAAAGGAUGCGCUCUGCUCUCGGCACUGCUUUCUUGGUGGUAUAAGGUCCCCAACUCUGCCUGCUUCCCUUUCAUCUCUCGGGAGAUAAAAGGUGCUGCAGGCCACACCCCAGGGAAACUCCCUUUACAUUGGAUCAGGGAGGUGACCUGAAUAAGGGUGGUAUUACAACCCCACCCUAGUCCUCUCAACAUAAAAUUACAAUCACAAAAUGGAGGACAACCACACAAUACUGGGAAUCAUGGCCUAACCAAGUUGAUACAUUUUGGGGGGAACAUAAAUCAUUCCAUGACAUCAACCAAUGUGAGGGCAGCUGCCACAUAACUACGCUCUAAGAAAAAAAAGGCAAAGCCACUUGUCUCAUACCAGUUCGAUUUUAUUUUUAAAGUGACAAAUUACAGGUGGAUAAAAUUUUAAGCAACAUCCUCCAAAUUCAUUUACAUGACAAGGAAGGAGCUGAAUCUAAUUUUGCUCCAUCACCAGCUAGAUGUAGUUCUCUAGCAAUAAUUUAUUAGAAAGUCACAGCACAGAAACAGAACGGCCUGGAGUUGUGGUCCAUUUGUAAACUGGUUUUCACAAAGGCUUAGUUGGAAGAAUCAGUUUUAUGUUAAUCCUGAUCAAUGGCCAAAGCAGGAACACGUGGUCUCUUUUUACUUUGAGCAAAUUAUGCCCCAUCUAAGCAGCUGGGGCCACUAACCGGCAACGUUCUGCUGGAGCCUGGUCCGUGCAGCUGGCUCACCUUACCUGCCAUGGGUCUAAUCUGCCCUUUGACCCUCCAAGGGGACUUCCCUGGCCUGAGUCAAACUCAGGUACUGUAUAACCAAAUAAGGGUGGACCUGACAGGUGGCCUCUGCUUUUAAGUCAGCAGCUUAGAAGGUAGCAGUUUAUCUUCAUGACUCCUGUGGGAAAGUAGUGAACGAUAAUGGCUAAAGGUUGAGGUGACCCUAAGUUCAGGUUGUAGUCCCCCUGCCAGGACAAAUAUCCCUUGGAGCAAGCUAUAAUUUACAGUGAAUUUGACCAAUUGUAGUCCCUAGUCGAGUUCCGUCCCAUUAUCUACAUUAUCUAAACAUGAUCCUGUGAGCAGGAAGCCCUUUUUAAGUAUGGCUGUGCAACAAGGAGAGGAACGUUCCCCUUGAAGGGAGUGGAAUCUGGGAGGUGGAAAACACUGAGAAGUUCUGUGCCUUUCCCAACCUUCAAGUCAUGCAGGCUCACUGGUCAGGUGGGGGCUGGCUGUGCCUGUGGCCAAGCCACCAGAACCCCAUGGCUUCUGCUGCUCUCAGGCUGCCAGGGACAUGGAGGGUUUAUUUUUCUUUACAAGUAAGCACUUUGGUGGGAGAGCACUGCAAAGGUUGUCAACAGAAAAUUGUUAAAACCACAAAGAACAGUUGGGGGGGGGCACAGGCAAGCAGUUACAUCAGCAUGUCAUUUAAAACACUGGUCCUCACCACAAGGGUGGAAGGUUCAGGAACCUUCCAAGAGAGAUGAUCAGGCACACCCCCCGUUCCAGUCACUUAGGGUACAGAACAGUAGAAACUAAGGUGGCCCUGCAACACCGGGACCACAGCCCACUCAGCAUGAAGCAAGGAACUAAAGAAACCUGAGGAGCCAGGUCCGAGCCACAGAUGUGCGUUCGUUCUUUAGGAGGAUCGUCUAGAACCUAGAUUGGAAAAUAUGUUAGCAGCCCUGAGGUUGUGCCCUCUGUAACUCUGCCAUGGGGGUGGGGAACCACAGACCUGGAGAUGGGCCAGGACGCCCACCUCGUGCCUUGGGGCUUACUAGGGAGGUGAGUGCUGCUCUCUGGGCCGUGCUAUAGUGCUGGAACUGAGUUACGGCAAAGCCACUAGAAGCACUGCGGUCACUGGCAUCUCGAAAGUAUAUCCUGCAAAUGUAAAUAAACAGAUUCCAUAUGCAGACUAGAGGUGAUUUACACUUAAAACAUUUAAAUAUAAAUUAAACUAUAACUUAAGUUACAACCAGAAGAAAAACCAAAAAGACACUCAGCAAUUGAGAAUGCUGAACACAUACACAGGACACCCCAAACACGAGGCCAUUAAAUCGAUGCCAUUUUCAUUGUGCCAACUUUACAUUCAUCAUAUGCUAGUCCAGCCGGGCCAUCUGCACUGCGUGCCUCAUGCCGUCUGGCACUGCACUCCGGCCCGGGGUCCGUCAUCAUCCUCCUCAUAGGCCUCCCUGUGCUGGCGCCAGUUCUGCUCAUUGGGAUUAAACUCCUUCAGCUCCACUUGAUCCAUGUCGUCUGUAAUCCUCACCUUCUGUCGAGGGGGGAGCAAUGCUUCCAGCUGGGGAAGCUUUUCUGGAGAAAGCCAGUGUUUUUCAGGAAAGAGUACCUGUAAAGGGUGAAGUGGGAAAGAGCAGUGGUUGGUCAUUCUCCCAAUUAAGGCAUUUAACAGCACAUCCAGUAAGAAAACACAGUGAACUUACUAAAAACUGUAUGAUCAGAGUCCCUUUCUCGAGGGGAGCUUUGUAUAUAGGCAUCCCUUCGUCGCGCACACAUCUCAGGUCCCCGUGCUUUAUCACCUCACCUGCCACAGGAAAACGUUUGGUUCUGUGUUAGUUACAAAACAGGAAAAUAGUGGCUUGUGUGUGUUGGGGCGAGGCGUUAGUCUCCCUUGGGGUUAGUCUCCCUGGGACAGCUUGGGGACAGGUUUUAGAGCCCCCAUGGGUACCCGGGAAAGGAAAGUGUUAACUUAGCAUCUAGAAAAUGGGUCCCAGUCAGAGUCAUCCCUGUCAGGGGUGUGGUCGGGUUGAAGGGGGUGAGGUGAGGGGCUCAGGUAGAACUCCAGGCUCCAGCAGUGUGUCAAGAAGGCAGUACACUGGAGCAUGCUUGGCCUCCAUCCCAAAGUGGGCUGGUUUAAAAAGUGAAGUAGGAGUCAGAAAACCCAAGUCUGGGUAAAAUAGGGUGCUGAUACCCGUCCUGCCUCCCUCUUGGGGGUGGUUACAAAUAUCCUGACCAUGGGAUGGCAGCCCGUGCUUCACACACACAUAGAACUUGAAGUAGGAAAGGGCCGCAAAGGAGCUCAACAGCCCUACCUGGCAUGAGAACCUGCUAAUGGCCACCCUUCAGGGGACACCAGCUUCCUGGGCAGGGAGCUGACAAGGCAGGUCAGGCCACUGGCAGUCUCCCAUGUAUUUUAAAACGCACUCACAGACUGGUGAGCUUGCACCUGCUAGUUCUUAUAUCUGUGUUAUUUCAAAAGGCAUCAUGGGAGGUUAGACCCCCAGAGCUCUAGCGGUCUUCCCCAAGUCUAAAAACGUUAUUUCCCUCCAAGCCUGGGAAAGGAAACAAACAAAAAGGUCUCCGAAAAAGUAUGCUUUUCAGCUCGGUAAUAAAAAUGGUAGACAAAUGUUGGGAGUGGCAGGGGGCUACAGAGAAAAAGGGAAGAUAAAAGCUAAACACUAAUUUAUCCUGCAGCCCCCUCUCCUGGGAAAAUAGUAUUCCACACAAAAGAACUAUUCAGAAAAUGAAAUCACUUCAUGAGGAAACCUUUGCAAGUACAUGACAUGAGCUUUUUAAAACAAAGCACAUCCACGACUGUAUCCUCGGGGCCAUUCGUGCGCCAGCUGGGACUAGACAUGGCCCUCCGAGCCUACUGUGUGUACAGAAGGCUACCCCGGAGCUGGCUUUCUGUGUUCUUAGUUGUUUGGUUUUUCUUUUCAAGAAGUUUUUCUGUCUUCUCUGUUCCUAUCAGAGAUCGCUUCUUGUUCCUCUCAAGAACUACCCCACACUUUCCUGUCUAACUUGCCAGGGUUGGGAAAUCCGGAGACCAAGCAUGGGAAACUGCAUGAAAGAGAAGGGAAAAGACCGUGAGGCAGGCUCUUCCCUGAGGCAAAUAUCUGUCCUCAGUCAGGGGGCAUCGCACCCUCAUGAAGCUCCUAAGCCACUUUUUCAUUAAUCUGCUGAUUCUCAGCAGUGCUCAAGACACCCUAUAGGCCCUCUUGUGAGGACGGCAUUUCAAUAGAAGAGUGGAUGAAGAAGAGGAAAUCGAGGAACAAGAAAAGGAGAAGGUGUAAAUGGAAAAAGAGGAUACAAAGGAUAAAUGUGAAAAAAGAAAGAGCAAAGAAAUGCAAUCUCCAGCACAAAGUCUACUGGCUAUCCUGCCUGCCUUACUCACAAUUAAGCAAGGAAAUGGGUUCCUGGGCAUGCCCCUGCUGCCAGGGAGCUGGCCCAGGUGGCCACUUCCUUCUCUCUGGGGCUCCUUCCUUACUACCCUCAUUCUGUCCUUGGCUCCCAGGGUCCCUGUGGCUGGCACCAGCCAAGAGGCAGCGAGGAACCCUGGGCUCCCAAGGCAGAGCCCUGCCCCAGGGAGCUCCACCUCAACGAUUCAAGACCUCCUGUCUCCUCCGGUGGCCAAGGAGGAGCUUGCCCAAAGAAGUUACAUGCAGACGCUGCCUAGCUCCAGCUCUCAGAAGGGCCAGAUCCGAGAUGGCCUGUUUGCAAUGACAUUUGGGACACAAUACCAGCAGGCGCUGGGCAUGUACCUGCUCACAACCAGUGGCCUAGGGCUUUGUGUCAAUUGUGAUCCUCAAAUCUUCCUACUCAAGUAACUAGAAGACACAGGUACUUGGGAGGUCUAUGGAACAGAACUUUAAGGAAGAUGUUUUACUUUAAAAUUUUCAUCCAAAUACUGCAUUAUAUUGCAGUGCUUUCUCCCAAAUCUUCAUUACGUGUACACACACACACACACACACACACACAGAGCAAAUGAAAAAGCAAAUGGGGUAAAAUGUUAACAGUAGGCAAACUGGGUCAAAGCAUAUAUGGUUAUUAUUUGUACUAUUUUUGUUUUACAAUUGUUAAGUUUAAAAUUUCCAAAUAAAAUGUUUAAAAAAAAAAAA
Loxodonta africana (African savanna elephant) is the source of this 7262-nucleotide messenger RNA. It is a transcript of the gene SKIC8, whose product is annotated as SKI8 subunit of superkiller complex. The transcript has 11 exons. Gene Ontology annotation, cellular component: Cdc73/Paf1 complex. The record is from RefSeq and is a predicted model, not a curated record. NCBI's taxonomy places the organism in Eukaryota, Metazoa, Chordata, Mammalia, Proboscidea, Elephantidae. Gene Ontology annotation, molecular function: protein binding. Bases 162 to 1079 code for a protein of 305 amino acids.